This is a messenger RNA of Prunus persica (peach), 1867 nucleotides long. RefSeq names its product probable inactive leucine-rich repeat receptor kinase XIAO. The record is from RefSeq and is a predicted model, not a curated record. Gene Ontology annotation, molecular function: protein binding. Lineage: Eukaryota; Viridiplantae; Streptophyta; Magnoliopsida; Rosales; Rosaceae. The coding region runs from base 208 to 1650 and encodes 480 amino acids. The transcript has a single exon.
CAGUUUCAGGGUCUAAAUACAAACCCUUUGGCAUUACAUUUUUCUUUUUUCUUCUACAUCUACUUACCACAAUAAAUUUAAUUCAGGACCUGGACCGUUGAUUUUGGGUUUCAUUUUUACACGCGCUAGCAAGCAGCCUUGUAUAAAUCGAGUCCACUUCUUGUGUGCUCAUCUUCAUCAAAUUCAGAAAACUUGAUUCCAAAAACAAUGAAAAUCCAUCACCUCAUCAAUAUUUCUCACUAUUUCCUCCUUUCGUUGUGCUUAUUGGGUAUUGGACUUGCAACCAGUACUGCUGUGAAGGCGAAAUCAAUAUGCAUUGAGGAAGAGAGGAAAGCACUUGCGAGCUUCAAACAAGAUCUUACUGAUCCCUCUGGUAGGCUUUCUUCUUGGGUGGGUCAUGAUUGCUGCAACUGGGAAGGGAUUUCAUGCAACAACCGCACCGGUCAUGUUUCCCAAAUGGAUCUCCGCAAUCCACAUCCAUAUGUCUGGUGGAAUGAUGAAGAGUGGGACGAGUUGGCUUAUAACAAGUCUUGCUUGGGGGGUAAGAUAAAUCCUUCUUUGCUUAGCUUGAAACACUUGCAUUACCUGGACUUAAGUUGGAAUAAUUUUGAAGGGAUCCACAUUCCUAACUUCUUUGGAGAGCUUAAAACUCUGAGGUAUCUCAAUAUCUCCUCUGCACAGUUUGCGGGAGAGAUUCCCCCUUCUCUUGGUAAUUUGUCAAACUUGAACUAUCUUGAUGCCGGUUGGUAUUCAUCUCUUUCUUCCAAAAACUUAAAUUGGCUUUCUCAUCUCUCUUCCCUAAAAUACCUCAAUCUCAAUGGAGUGGAUCUUCAUGGCAACACAAAUUGGCUGCAUAUUGUUAACAUGCUUCCUUCCUUACUGGAGUUACACUUAUCUGAUUGUGGAUUAGUAAGCCAUUCACUAUCUCUACAGAGGAUUAACUUCACCUCACUUUCGGUCCUUGAUCUUUCAGCUAAUGAUUUCAAUACUUCUUCAUUUCCUAGCUGGAUUUUCAAUCUUACUAGCCUCAAAAGACUUGAUCUAAACAGCAAUUCUUUCGAUGCUCAUUUUCUAGAUGAACUUGGAAACCUCAAAUCUCUUGAAUACCUAGAUUUAUCUUCUUCGGGGCUCAAAGAUAGUGGAGUUCCCAGAGUCCUUGGAAACUUAUGCAAGCUAAAGACAUUAAAUCUUGAGUGGAACAAUUUUAGUGGUGGGGGGAUUGAAGAGUUUUGGGGGAGUUUGUCAAAUUGUCCAAAUAAUACACUAGUAUUAGAGUCACUAGAUUUGUCUAGUUGCGGGUUGGAAGGCCAAUUGCCGGCCUCCUUAGGAAUGUUAAAAAGUUUGCAGUAUUUGUACCUCUAUGAUAAUCAAAUGAACGGGUCCAUUCCACAAAGUCUGGGACAACUCUCAGAGCUAAUUGACCUCGCACUGUAUGGAAAGUCUUGGGAAGGCAAUAUAACGGAAGCCCAUUUCAUUAAUCUCACCAACUUGAAAUGGCUUUCAAUAGGCCCCAAUUUAGAUGACAUAGAGAAGCCCAUGUCCCUCGUUUUCAACGUGUCUUAUGAUUGGGUUCCUCCUUUCAAGCUCCACCAAAUUGUUAUUAUCAACUGCAACGUGGGUCCUCGUUUUGGUGUAUGGCUUCAAUAUUAGACUGAACUGGCAUAUGUCCUUCUUAAUAGAACUGGAAUAUCAGAUUCUAUACCAGAGGAAUGGUUGUUGAAGCUAUCUUCCCAACUCGUAAACUUGGAUUUAUCUUACAACCAAUUCCGAGGAAGGCUUUCAUCCAAUCAAUUGAUAAGAUUUCCAAAGUUAGAUACAAUAAGUUUGGAUCAUAAUCAAUUUAAGGGCCCACUCCCACUUUGGUCCA